UGGAAAGCUGGUUUCACCAAAAUGGAAAAACUUUAAAGGCUUGAAACUUCAGUGGAGAGAUAAAAUCCGUCUCAAUAACGCCAUCUGGAGGGCAUGGUACAUGCAGUACUUGGAGAAGCGCAAGAAUCCAGUGUGCCACUUUGUGACUCCACUGGAUGGCUCCGUGGAUGUCGAUGAACAUCGUCGACCAGAGGCCAUUGCAACAGAAGGGAAAUACUGGAAACGAAGAAUUGAAAUAGUCAUCAGGGAAUACCACAAGUGGAGAACAUACUUCAAGAAAAGGUUACAGAAACAUAAAGAUGAAGAUCUUUCAAGUUUGGUCAGGGAUGAUGAUGUGGUUCUCUGGCAAAAAAGAAGGUAUGGCAGAGAAACCCCUGUCCCUAUGGAGGAAGGCAGCCUCUUGGAUGCAGAUAUGCUUAUGUCUGAGUUCACCGACACGCUGUUCUCCACACUGUCUUCACAUCAGCUGGUUUCCUGGCCAAAUUCCAGGGACAUAGCACACUUAGGAAAUGCUGACAUGAUUCAACCAGGGCUUAUUCCUCUCCAGCCAAAUUUUGAUUUUAUGGAUACUUUUGAGCCUUUUCAGGAUUUAUUCACGCCCAGUCGUUCCAGUAGUUAUUUCCCUUCUGUGUCUGCUGUCAGCUCAGCUACAACGGACAGCAGCAGCCAUUCUUCUCAGUCUCCUGUCCUGCCGUCGGGUUCGUUGCCCGACACACUUCCAGCAGAGAACAUCAGUGACGGACUGAUUCCUUCCUCAGUACCUGCACCUGAUGUUGGCACUGACCAGUGUUCCAGCAUUAGAAAUGAGGGAUCUUUCAUCCAGCCAGCGGACUUCACUCCCGACUCGUCUCUCAGCGGGCCACAAACUUUUAUGCCAGUGUUUCAGACACCCUUGCCACUGCUUCAACCUGCAACACAACAGCACCAGUCCCCGUUGCCUGCAGUGCCUCUGAAUUCUAACUUAAGCUCUCCACCAGCUGCGUUUGCUGCACCAGAAACCCAGAAGUUUGGCCUCGGUGAAUCUACAGUUAUCACCCACACUGCUUCUGCUACGUUGACCCACAAUGCCCCUGCCACCACCUUCAGCCAGAGCCAGAACCUCGUCCUGGCCACGCAGCAGCCAGCUGCAGGAGUGCCUUGUAACCUGGCUUUCCAGACGACUGUCCUGCAGGGGCAGCCCCGGCCCCAGGUGCAGUCCCAACUGACAUUUGCACUCCCCAAAGCUGUUUCUCUGGUCAGUGCUGGGACAAGGCCCAAACAGUCACAAAAAGUAGUGUCUGCUCCGAAGCCUGAAACAGUGUCCUUAUUGUUAAAGAAUGCCUUCAUCACCCCAGCUGCCUUUCAGGGACAGUCCAGAGCUGUGAUUGUAACUCCAGCAUCUUUAAAAAGAGAGGGGAUUUUGACGCCAGCCACGUCUCAGUCUAAUGUUGCAAUGGCACCAGCUGGAAUUGUCAGAGCUCCCGGGGUGACGGAGUUCCGUAGUAACAUUCUGGUUGGUCCAGCACAGCGAGCACCAAGUAGUCAACAAACCCAGUCCACAGUCUCACAUCUCUUCUCUCCUAGUGUAGUCCAGGAUGGGUUGGUGAAAGGAGAGAAAAUCCCUUCCCACAGUAGCAGUUCACAAGUUCCCUCACCUACACCUAGCCGAGAAUGUCAGAAUUCAGGCCAAGCUUCCCCCUGCGCCUCUGAGCAGAGCCCAAGUCCACAGUCUCCCCAGAACAGCUGCUCAGGAAAACCUGCUGCUGAUCCUAAUAUGGCUGCAUUUAAGAAUCGAAGAAUGAAGCAUAUUUCAGAACAAAAACGAAGAUUUAAUAUCAAGAAUGGUUUCAGUACUCUGAACAGCUUGGUUUCGGCCAACUCCAAGUUGAUCAGCCAUGCAAUCACGCUCCAGAAAACAGUAGAAUAUAUCGCUAAACUGCAGCAGGAAAGAACACAGAUGCAAGAGGAAACCAAGCGCCUUCGGGAAGAAAUCGAGGAGCUAAACGCUGCCAUCAUUUCUUGUCAACAGCAGCUCCCUGCUACUGGCGUUCCCAUAACAUGGCAAAGACUUGACCACAUGAGGAACAUGUUUGAUGAGUAUGUGAGAAGCAGGACCCUGCAGAACUGGAAGUUUUGGAUUUUCAGCAUUAUUAUUAAGCCAUUGUUUGAGUCCUUCAACGGGAUGGUUUCCACAACAAGCUUUAAGGACCUGAAUCAAACCGCAAUGGCCUGGUUGGAUCAGCACUGUCCUCUUCCUGUUCUGAGGCCAAUGGUGCUGAACACCCUCCGGCAUCUAAGUACAACCACCUCAGUUCUGUCAGACCCAUCGCGCCUGCCGGAGCAAGCCGCUGAGGCAGUUAUCAAGAUGAACAAAACAGAUGGCGAAACCUAACAACCAAAGACAAUGAGGUGCUUGUACAAGGGGUGGAGACCCUGCCAGUCCAGCGGCCUGGCGAGUCUCCUUUCAGUUGGUGCACUUUAGAAAGAAUUCACUCCAUCACCCGAGACAUUGUUCAGGGCACCUGGCUCUGCCUUCAGAAUAUGUGGAAGUACGAUGCAACGUUGUUGUAACGUUUUGAUUCCUCUUCAGUGCUGUGCUGUACUCCAUUAAGUGAGAAAACACCAAGCUCAGGUAAAUUUAGCAGGUUUGAGUCCUGCAGGCAGCAAUAUAUCUCCAUCAAUGCAGCAUGCAGCUAUAUGCAGCAAACGUAUUUCUAUGAAACAGCUUCAAGUACUAAGUUCUCUGAAGUGUAAAUUUUGUACACCAAGGAAUGUUCUCUUCAAGGGGAAAUAUACUUUUGAUUUCAUGAAACAAAAUGUGCUUUUUAUUUCAUUUUCUGGUAUUCAGUUCCAUU
This is a messenger RNA of Leptosomus discolor (cuckoo roller), 2834 nucleotides long. Lineage: Eukaryota; Metazoa; Chordata; Aves; Leptosomiformes; Leptosomidae. The record is from RefSeq and is a predicted model, not a curated record.